Messenger RNA from Achroia grisella, 1939 nucleotides. RefSeq names its product gastrula zinc finger protein XlCGF26.1-like. The transcript is spliced from 2 exons. Gene Ontology annotation, biological process: regulation of transcription by RNA polymerase II. Lineage: Eukaryota; Metazoa; Arthropoda; Insecta; Lepidoptera; Pyralidae. The record is from RefSeq and is a predicted model, not a curated record. Bases 1 to 1911 code for a protein of 636 amino acids. Gene Ontology annotation, molecular function: DNA-binding transcription factor activity, RNA polymerase II-specific; RNA polymerase II transcription regulatory region sequence-specific DNA binding. Gene Ontology annotation, cellular component: nucleus.
AUGAAUCCAGUUAAUAUAAAGGUUGAAGAACACACCACCAUUAGUAAUUUAGUUGUAACUAUCAAACAGGAAGUUGUAGAUGAUGAAUUCAAUGAUCCUUUGUCAGUACAAAGUAGCGCAAAUAAUGAAUAUAAUUCAAAUGGAGUUCUUGAAAUAAAGAAUGAAAUACCAACAAAGCAUGAUAUGGUAGGAAAUGCUUCGAGUGUUGAAAUUACUAUUGAAAUAGAACCAGAUAUACAUACAAAAAUUAAGACUGAAAAGCCAGAAGUAGAUGACACAAAUGAAAUUGAUAUAGAAAAUAAUUUUGCUACAAAAUAUAAUGAAAAUACCAUAUUUAUUAAAGAGGAAGUGCAUGAAGAUGCCUGGGAGGAACAAAGUGAUGUUAAAGUAGAUGUACAGAGGAUAAAAUCUGAACAGGAUGAGUCUGACGAUAAGUCAAAGAUAUCAUCAGAUAGUAAUGACUUAAUAGACAAAUCUCAAAAUGAUGGUUUAACUUCUGAUGGAAAGCCGACUACAGUUGAAACUUCAAGCAAUGAAUUACGAUGUGAUAUAUGUAAUGAGGUAUUCUCGUCUGUUGACGACUUGCGACUCCACACACAGGACCAUACGGACCCUGAAACACACACUUGUAUACCGUGCAGACGAAGCUUUUCUGGUGUUAAAUCACUGCGUCGCCAUAUGGUGAUACAUACUAGCGAAAAACCGUAUUGCUGCGAAAUAUGUCAGAUGGCAUUUACAGAUAGUUCUGGUUUCAGCCGUCAUAAGCGGCUACAUUUCGGGGAGAAACGACAUGUAUGUGAAAUUUGCGACAUGAGGUUCCGAGACCACUCCAGUAUGGACCGUCAUAUUAUGCGAGUUCAUAAAAAUGAGAAAAGAUACAACUGCGACUUGUGUCAGCAAAGUUUUCCCACAAAUGUACAGGUCCAGUAUCACAUGAAGAGAGUUCAUACAGAUAAAAAAGAGUUUUGUUGUGACCAAUGUCACCAGUCCUUUUCUGCAGCUAGAUCAUUGAAACGUCACUUAUUAAUACACAGUGGGGAGAAGCCAUAUAAAUGUGACAUUUGCCUGAAGGAUUUUAGAGACAACUCGGUUAUGCUUCGUCACAAACGCUUGCACACUGGUGAAAAACCUUUUCUUUGUAAAGUGUGUGAUAAUUAUUUCAUAGAUCAAACACGAUUGAGUAUACAUAUGCGAGUUCAUACCGGCGAGAGGCCGCAUUGCUGCGAAUACUGUGAUCAGUCGUUCAGAGAUCAUACGCAACUGUCGAUUCACACACGUAUCCAUACUGGUGAAAGACCAUACAGUUGUGACGUGUGCCAGAAGAGCUUCAAAGACAAAAGAUCGUACAAAGUUCAUAUGCGAAUCCACACUGGUGAGAGGCCAUACGAGUGCACAGACUGCGAUAAAUCUUUCAGAGACAAUACUCUGCUGAGACAACACAUUCGCAUACACGCUCGCAAGCCGCAGUCUAAUUGUACAGAUUGUGAGAAGGGAUUCAAUGAUGACACACAAUUACAGAAUCAUAUGCAGAAACACACGGGUGACAAACCAUACCACUGUUCUAUGUGCGUGAAGAGUUUCAGAGAUAUGUCACAGUUACGAAUUCAUACACGAACACAUACGGGAGAAAGACCUUUCACUUGCACAGUGUGUAAAAGUGCUUUUAAAUCACGUUCAGACUUGAAUUGCCAUAUGCAUAUACAUUCCGAUGUGAAACCAUUUAGUUGCGAAGUGUGCGGAAAGAGCUUUAGGUUCCAGAAACGUGUGAGGUAUCAUAUGAGGAUCCAUACAGACGAGAGGCCUUAUCCCUGCAAACUGUGUCCGCAGCGGUUUAGAGUGAGUGGUCACUUGAAGAAGCAUAUGAACUCAAUCCAUGCUAAUGAAAGUACAGAAAUAAUAGUACCUGAUUGAACUAGAGAUUUAUUUUUGCGAGAGUAAA